Molecule: messenger RNA, 440 nt
Organism: Meloidogyne enterolobii
Lineage: Eukaryota; Metazoa; Nematoda; Chromadorea; Rhabditida; Meloidogynidae
Source: the annotation of a GenBank genome assembly
AAAAAAUGUCUUCUCGGCAAACUCCCGGUGGACUUGGUUUCCAAGUAGUUGCCAAACAGGCAAGCAAAUACAACGAUUAUGAAGGCGAAAUGUUGCUUAAAUGGAUAAAGAAGUUGAGCGGUGAAGGAUUCCAGCCAACCGGGAACCGUGAAAACUUUUACAACUUGUUGAAAGACGGGACCCUUUUAUGCAAGACUGCAAAUGCACUUAAACCAGGCACCGUUAAAAAAAUACAAAAUCCAACUGGCGGAAACUUUGCCUGCAUGGAGAAUAUCAACGCCUUUGUAAAAUUCGCAAAAGAAACAGGCGUUCCAACAGAAGAACUUUUCCAGUCUGUUGAUUUGUUCGAAGCUCGCGACUUGUUCUCUGUCUGCGUCACGCUUUUAUCGCUUGGGCGAAUUUUGGAGAAGCAAGGCAAAUCCAACCCCUAUUCUGGAUAA